GAAACUUUGUUCGAGCGCAUUCAUAACGCAAAGAAAGCAGAAGACUCACGGUGGGCUCCGUUCGCCGGCGAGGAUGAAUGGAACCUAGCCCACUGGCUGGUGACUUCCGGGCUGACGCAGUCCAAUGUUGAGAAGUUCUUGAAGUUGAAUAUUCUCACCAGUGUCUUUCAGACCCGCACGCGCACGAAGCCUUCGUUCGAAAGCAAUUACAUGUUCUACAAGAAAAUCGACUCGCUGCCAAGCGGCGAAGCGAGCUGGAACGUCGAAGUGUUCGAGGCCAUAGGCGACAGGGUGGGGGAGGAUGGUAGACUGAAGAAGGAGAAGGUUGAGUUAUGGCAGCGCAAUCCGGUGGAUUGCAUCCGGGAGCUCAUGGGAAACUCAGCCUUCCGGGAUUCAAUCCGAUACGCGCCGGAGAGGCAGUACGCCGAUGCAGGUGGGAAGGAACGCAUAUAUGGUAAUAUG
Trametes versicolor FP-101664 SS1 is the source of this 462-nucleotide messenger RNA. RefSeq lists its product as uncharacterized. The transcript is spliced from 2 exons. NCBI's taxonomy places the organism in Eukaryota, Fungi, Basidiomycota, Agaricomycetes, Polyporales, Polyporaceae. The record is from RefSeq and is a predicted model, not a curated record. The annotation marks the transcript as partial.